This is a messenger RNA of Paramisgurnus dabryanus, 4985 nucleotides long. RefSeq names its product G protein-coupled receptor 26 (gene gpr26). Gene Ontology annotation, molecular function: G protein-coupled receptor activity. The record is from RefSeq and is a predicted model, not a curated record. Gene Ontology annotation, cellular component: membrane. Gene Ontology annotation, biological process: adenylate cyclase-activating G protein-coupled receptor signaling pathway. NCBI's taxonomy places the organism in Eukaryota, Metazoa, Chordata, Actinopteri, Cypriniformes, Cobitidae.
AAUCUACAGUAAGUUACUGGCAAACAGCUGACAGUAAUACUGUAAUUUCCAAAAGAGUCCCUUAAGAAUUAUCAUUUUGGAAAGAACCUUUAAAGUCAAAGAUUCUUCAAAGAACCAUUCCUUUCUUAUCUUUUUAUAACCUGAAGAACCUUUACAAAUAAUAUACAAAUAAAGGUUCUGUGGAUGCAGAGGGUUCAUACUGCCCAAAGAAUCUUUCUGAACCUUAUGUUUAAAAGUGUACCAUGGUAUAAAAAUAUGGAGACAACCAAAUGAGAUUUAAUUGCUUCACAAAGACUGAUUCUAAAUUUAUAAACCGUUCUAUAAAGCAAAACAUCCCGAGUCUGAACAUAUUGCUGUUUGAUGUUCCAUUGCGAGUGAAUCAUAAAAUGUUACUACGAGACCGGGGGCUUUUACCUCAUGGUGACGUUAAAGUGUUCCCCUCGACAAAUAUAAACAAUUUCUAAAUUUAGUCAUCUCAAAAGAGGCCCCCUGACGAUUCAUUUGACGCCAGUCACGUGUCAGCAUUUCGUGAGUGAGGUGGGGGGGUUACAUGUUGACAUAUAAAGCUGUUUCAAGGGCGAAUUCUGCAUAGAAGCGCGGGCGCGCGAACAGUGGCGUUCGGAGCGCACUGCGCAAUUGCGCGCGGCUUUUUUGCUUUUGCGAAUGAAAGCGGAAUAACUGUCCACGUUGUUAACUAGGUUCGUCCACAUUUUCAGAUCCACAGUGUUUGUCCAACUUAAUGGAUAUACCACCACUAAACUGGGGUCAUGGAGAGUUGUGCGUCGACCACGGACCCCCGCGCACCGGAGAAUAUCACGUCCUGGGGGCUCCGCCACGCACGAGCUAUAGUGAUAAAACGUUGUUCACCGUCAUGAACAGUGCAGGAGUUACGGUUCAAAGUUGCUGGAUAUAGAGCGGGGAACAUCAUGCACAUAGCGGAGCUCACGCUUUCCCUCCUGCUCGCGGCGAUCAUCGUAGUGUCGUUGCUGUCCAACGUGGUGGUGCUGAUUUGUUUCCUUUACAAUCCAAACAUCAGGAAGCAGGUGCCAGGGUUGUUUAUACUCAACCUGACUUUCUGCAACCUGCUUCUGUCCGCCUCCAGCAUGCCACUGACUCUUUUUGGGGUACUGAGUAACACGCAUCCUGGUGGGCAUGUGUUCUGUGAGGUGGUCGGGUUUUUAGACACUUUCCUGACCACCAACUCCAUGCUGAGUAUGGCAGCGCUGAGCAUCGACCGUUGGGUCGCCGUAGUGUUUCCUCUGAGUUAUCACUCUAGAAUCCGUCACCGGGACGCCGUGAUCGGUCUGGCUUACACGUGGGUCCACUCGUUGUCCUUCUCCGUGGUAGCGGCGUGCCUGUCCUGGGUGGGAUACCAUCAGCUGUACGCGUCCUGCACACUUUGUAAUAACAGUGCGAUCAACGCAAAAACGCAGUUUGCGGUUUACACGCUGGCACUGCACACGCUCACGUUCCUGCUGGUUUCGGUGGUGCUCUGCGUCACGUAUCUGAAAGUGCUUAAAGUGGCGCGCUUUCACUGCAAGCGCAUAGACGUGAUCACCAUGCAAACCCUCGUGCUACUAGUGGACAUCCAUCCUAGUGUUCGCCAGCGCUGUCUAGAAGAACAAAAAAGAAGAAGACAGAGAGCCACUCGCAAAAUCAGCACCUUUAUCGGAACCUUCGUCAUCUGCUUCACUCCGUACGUGAUCACCAGGAUUGUGGAGCUAUUUGUGACUGAGCCAUUUAAUCCAUAUUGGGGUGUGCUGAGUAAGAGUCUGGCAUACAGCAAAGCUGCAUGCGACCCGUUCGUCUACUCUCUUCUUCGACACCAGUACCGUCAGACCUGCAGUGACAUUGUCAAUCGGCUCAUGCAGCGCAGUUCCCUCAAUGCCUCUGGGCAUCAGCACGAAAAUGGAAAGAUUGGAAAGACUGACGAGAUCAGGAAAAUUAGAUGGUCCAAGGAAAUUAUAAAAGAUGAGGAAGGUGAAACCAGACCUACCGACUGAAGACCUGCUGUUGCUAUAGAGAUGAACAAUCACAAAGGUAGAGCUCUUACUGUGUGAAGAGAGAGAACAAUGAGGGCAACUGAGCCAGCGGGGUGCCAGGCUCUGCAUUUUUAAACUUAAAAAUAAAUCAAGAUUUUUACUGUAGCAAAGGAGAUUUUAGUAGCAACAUAAUUCUAUUUCUUUCUUUUUCAAUUUGUCCGGCUUUCAUUCUUUUCCGCUUUGUGCGUCUUUCAUUAUUUUUUGCUAUUGUCCGUCUUUCAUUUCUUUUAUCUCUGUCCUUAUUUCAUUCUUUUUUGCUCUGUCCAUCUUUCAUUCUUUUUCACUCUGUCCUUCUUUCCUUUUCUUUUCACUGCAAUGUUAGAGCUGCUAGUUAGCAUCAUUUAAAGAGAUUAAGUAAGGCCUAUUUUUAUUGUACUGACUUGCAACUUAUGUUAUGGUGUACAGUUAUAAGUGCUGUUUAGAAAUACAAGUAGGUGAGUACUGUGGUAUUAAUCUAUGGAGAAAUGACUGACAACAAUAUAUGCUUUACCUUAAAUGAUAUCACAUCGUAAUAUGUGAGAAAAUAUAAGUUUGCCUCUAAUUGUACUUGUUUCAGAGAACUACAGAUGUUUUAGAUGAUGUUUUGUGGAGCUCAACGGCAUGUAGCUUUGAUUUUCUGUAGCAUGUUUUGUAUCUUCAGGGUUUAGUUGUUAAGCCCAAAAGCAAAUGGGCAGAAUUGUUCUUACAGUGCCUUUAAUUUGUUUUAUUGUAAAACAAACCUCCUUAGAUUACAUUUUUAAGCUGUUUUCUAUAAUCACGAACACAUCUGCAAGCAUGUUUCAGCUGGGAAUUGUGUUGUACAAACCAAUAGGGAAGUUUUAAACAACAACUAUAAACAAUUAAGAUUAGUUUUUAUUGAAAGUAAAAAGCUCCAUUUAUUUCUUGCCCUAGAAAAUUAUGUAAAAAAAUUAGGGAUGUCCUGAUUCGAUAUUCUGGAUGGGUAUGGGGGCGGAUCUGGGAUUUUUUGCUGGAUCGGAUAUCGGAUCGAGCACCGACAACAUGACUGAUUCCGAUACUAUGCGUUAGCCGUGGUUUUUACUGACAAGCUAUUAUUAUAAAAGCACCAUAAGCGUUUUAUGCACUAUAUUCGAAGUCUUUUAAUACACGCUGUAGCUUCAUGUGAAGGAGCAUACACACAUUUAAAAAUAUUUAAGUUCACAGAAACACUGUAACUUACUUGCAAACUGAGAUAAUUCACUGGUGAAGCAGGCAGACGGUCAUUCUCAAACACAAACACAUGAUAACUGUAGGCUAUUUUAAAGAUCUGAUUUUAUGAAGUCUCAGUAAGCCAUUGGAUGGAUGCAAUUGCCAAUUUACUAUGUGCUGAGCACAUGAUGCAUCUAUUCUCUUAACAGUUAUGAAAUGUCUAUUGCUGAGCGAGGAUUCCCAUGAGAGGAGGCUUCAAUUAAACGCAGCAUGUACUGUAUAUGACUUAGGCGCAUCAAUUCUGCACCCGGAAUGUGCAUAAAAAGUCUGGUCAAGCGCAUAAUUCCCAAAAUAACCAUCUGCACACUAAAGCUUUUUUACUAUGGCAGUUUUACGCAAUAAGGAAAAAAUAUUAUGCAUAUUAUAUUGUUUCCUGUCUGCCAUUAUUGGACAAACUGAUUAAUCCAGGUGUGUCUGAUUAUUGUUGUUGUGACUACUGAGGUCAGGCACACCUGGAUUACUCAGUUUGUUUGUGACUACUGAGGUCAGGCACACAUGGAUUAAUCAGUUUGUCCAAUAAUGGCAGACAGGAAACAAGGAGCUAGCUGAAGAUCAGGAAGUAGAGCAGCUGGGCAUAAAGCCUAUUUUAAGCUGCUUUGGAUAAAAGCGUCAGCUAUGAAUAAGUAAAUUAUUGAUUUUACAUUUAAAAUUAUACUAGAUGUAGCAGAAAGCACUAUACACAUUUAAUUACAGAAGUAUCAGGCAGGUAUCGGUAUCAGCUAAUAUUCAGAAUUCUGGUAUCGGAAUCGGAUCAGAAAUGAAAAAGUGGUAUCGGACAUCCCUAAAAAAAUUAUGUGCGAGUCCCUAAGUGCCGUAAUAUAUGUGUCCUGAAUUAUUGGUCCCCUUUUAGUGACCCCUCCAGGAAAGUAAAAAAGUGACCAUUUUCUUUUUCUAAUUGUGACUCUGGACCAUAAAACCAGUCGUCAAUAUUUUUAAAUAGAGAUUUAUACAUCUGUAAGCUAAACAAUAAGCUUUUCAUUGAUGUUUGUCAGGAUAGGACAAAAGUCCAAAUAAAGUCCUUAGCAACGCAUAUAGUCUACUGGCUUACCUUACGUUGUGGACUGAAUAGGAAAAUUGAAAGCUUUUACAUUAAAAACUAAUUUUAAUGGAAAAUCCUCAAAGAGCAACAAGUUUGUACGUUUCUGGCCAAUUUUAUUUGCGUUUUUGCUGCAUCCACUCACAAAAAUAAAGUUUUUAUAUAUUUGCAGUAGGACAUUUACAAAAUAUCUUCAUGGAGCAUUUAAACAUUUACAAAAUAUAAUAAUGACUUUGAAAUAAAAACGAUUAUAUUUUUGACCCAUGUGACUUGCGUCUGGUUGUGUGGUCCAAGGUUACAAUUGUUUAGUUGAGUUACAAGUCCUAUUUCAUAAUGCUGUUGUCUGUCCAAGUAUAUAUAUAUAUAUGCAUACAAAUUUUUGUAUCUUUAAACAGUUAAUAAUUUAUACAGGGUAAUUUAUAACUGAAUGUCACUGUAUAGUAUUAUGUAUUGUUUAUCUUUAUGAAGUAUGUAUGUGAGUAUGUGCGCACAUUAUUUUCUUUGCAUAAUUGGGAUUGGGACCAUUAUUACACUUUAAGUGUGUAAAAGUACCCGUUUCAUCUAAUUUUGUGUGUGUGCAAAUGUAAAGCCUUAGGAAAUAACAUGUCUAUUUUUGUUAAACAGGAAAAUGCAGUUUCAAAUUUUGCUACGUAAAUAUAUUUGUGACUAUAUUGACAAUAAAUGCAGUGGGUUAGAAAAUA